Messenger RNA from Penicillium atrosanguineum, 855 nucleotides. RefSeq names its product carbon-nitrogen hydrolase family protein. The transcript is spliced from 2 exons. Gene Ontology annotation, molecular function: hydrolase activity, acting on carbon-nitrogen (but not peptide) bonds, in linear amides. The record is from RefSeq and is a predicted model, not a curated record. Lineage: Eukaryota; Fungi; Ascomycota; Eurotiomycetes; Eurotiales; Aspergillaceae. Bases 1 to 855 code for a protein of 284 amino acids.
AUGAAGACAACCGUGAUCGCUGUCAUCCAACUUCACCCCAAAAAAAACGAGAUUGAAUCCAAUCACCAACGGGCAUUAUCCUUCAUCAGAGAAGCAGCAGCCUCAGGCGCACAGUUGGCCGUUCUUCCAGAGUAUCAUCUCGCAGACUUCUCUCCCAGCUACGACCCCUCAAUCAGGCAAAAAUGCGCAAAUUGGAAGAGAUAUCUCGACGCAUACUGCGCAAUAGCCAAAGAGCUCAAUAUUUGCGUCGUCCCAGGAUCCCUGGGCGAAUUACACGACGACGAUAGCAUUGUCAACGCUGCUUACUUCAUCGACAACACGGGCGCGGUCUGUGGAAAAUACGAGAAAAAGAAUCUCUGGCACUCAGAACGUGGCUAUGUCAAGGGAUCGAAAAACGAAACUCGCCAUAUCGCUUUCGAUACGCCGCUAGGCAAAGUCGGACUCCUGAUCUGCUGGGACUUGGCAUUCCCUGAAGCUUUCAGAGAGCUCAUUGCACAAGGAGCAAAGAUGAUUAUUAUUCCUGCAUUCUGGAAGUAUAGCGAUGCGGGUGAAGUGGGAAUGAAGCGCAAUCCUAAGUCUGAAGGCGAUUUUGUUGAUGCGGCUGUUGUAAGUCGGGCUUUUGAGAAUACUGCAGCAGUAGUGUUUUGCAAUGUUGCGGGGCCGAUAGAUGGUGGAUACGCUGGUCUUUCUCAGGUGGCAAUGCCAUUUUUAGGACGCAUUGAGAGGUUCAAAGAUGCUGAGGAGGGUAUGAAGAUUGUGGAAGUCGAUAUGAAUAUACUGGAGGAGGCUGAGGAUGUUUACAAGAUUCGUGAGGAUAUGGCGACGUCAGAUUGGCAUUAUGGAUAUCGCAAAUAG